AUGCCCAGAAUCAUUCGCGUCGUCAUCAUCGGAGGUGGUAUCUCUGGCAUCGCCCAAGCUAUCCGCCUCAAGGAGCAGCUUGGUGACCACCUGAGUCUGACGAUCCUUGAGAAGGGAGCUUCGCCUGGAGGUGUCUGGCGCGACGCCAAGUGGCCAGGCGCUGGGGUCGACGUCCCAAUCCACCUCUACAGCUUGUACUCGGACCUCAACCCAGACUGGUCCGAACGCUUCGCGUCGCAGCCCGACGUGCUUGCGUACUGGGAGAGCCUUAUUGACCGCCACGGCCUGCGUAACACCUUCCUCCUCAACACUACGUACACCUCCUCCACAUGGUCGGCCGAGACCCAGACGCACCAGAUCCUCGUCACCAAUGUGGAGACGGGCGUCAAGAGCAUCCACGAGGCAGAGGUGCUCAUCUCGGCCACUGGUCCACUUGCCAAGCCCCUCCUUCCAGAUGUUCCGGGUAUCGACUCUUUCGCGGGUCCCUCGUUCCACAACCUCCGUUGGGACACUAGCGUAGACCUCACUGGAAAGCGUGUCGCAGUGGUUGGCAACGGUAGCUCUGGAAUUCAGUUCAUUCCCGGUGUCUCCGACCUGCCUGGAGUCACUCUCACUCAUUACAUUCGCUCGGGAGGCUACUUUGUCCCCAAGAUCCAGCACAAGUACACUGCGUUUGAAAAGUUCCUCUUCCGUUGGGUCCCCGGCGUCAUCGACCUCCAUCGCUUUGGCCUCCUUCUUGAGCAUGACCGCACUUGGUCCGUCCGGACGUUCUCAGAUGAUAAGAGGCGUGAGGUACUGGAGAAGGAGCUCCUAGAGUAUCUGGAAGAAAAGGCUCCCGCAGAGUACCUCGAGGCGUUGACCCCAGACUAUCCUCUUGGUGCAAAGCGCACGGCAUUGGAUUUUGGCUGGCUGGACUCGCUCCACCGUGACAACGUGUCUCUCGUCAACACCGGUAUCGCUCAAGUCACUGCAAACGGUAUCGAGACGGAGGAUGGUACUUUCAGGGCACACGAUGUCAUCAUCUGGGCUACUGGGUCAGACGUCGCACGCCACGGUCUCGGUGCCAACGUCGGCCUCCACGGCGAAGACGAUGUCGAGCUGCAGGAGUUCUGGAAGGAUGCUCCCCAGGCCUACCGUGGUUUGGCUGUCCCAGGGUCUACUGCUAUUGCGCGCCUUGUCCGCGGCCUGCUCGACUACGACCUGUCGUCGGUCCAGCCCAAGCAGGAGGCAUUCGAGCAGCACAAUGCCGAAGUGCAGGAGAAGUUGGCAAACUGUACUGCCAGAACCGAGAAGACGAACAACUGGUGGGGUGUGCGCGUGGAUGGCAAGCGCCGCAUCACUGUCACCAACCCUCAGUCUGGAAUCGACCUCUGGUGGAGCACGCUUUCGACCAAGUGGCAGAACUGGGAUGCCGUGCGCCUCAAGUCGGUUGACUCCAAGGCGCGACUGGAGAAGGUUGACGUGUUGGCGAUCCAGCGCCGCCGACACGCAGUCAAGGUUUUGCUCGCGGCUGGCCUUGGGGCGGUGGCGUACUUCACACCAGUUAACCAGCUGUUGACCGAGUUUGCCAGUCGCUUCUAUGCUUGA
This is a messenger RNA of Apiotrichum porosum, 1587 nucleotides long. RefSeq lists its product as uncharacterized. NCBI's taxonomy places the organism in Eukaryota, Fungi, Basidiomycota, Tremellomycetes, Trichosporonales, Trichosporonaceae. The coding region runs from base 1 to 1587 and encodes 528 amino acids. Gene Ontology annotation, molecular function: NADP binding; flavin adenine dinucleotide binding; N,N-dimethylaniline monooxygenase activity. The record is from RefSeq and is a predicted model, not a curated record. The transcript is spliced from 9 exons.